CGAGAAUGCUACCCAACAUCAAACAAAUGUAACGAAUGCUAAAUGCAUAACGUCAAGCUCUAGUUCCAAUGCAGAUAAAGAUUUGCACCAGGAAAAUGAUGAUGUAAAAGAAGGUGCCUCCCUACAAACAAAAAGAUACAAUCGUUCUAAAGUGAAAAAAAUCACGACGUAAGCAACCUAAGUCUUUUGUCGCGACAGAUGGUGUAAAACAAAUAGUUAGGCCUAGCCUGAAGCAACUGUGUUAUUCAAAGAAAAAAGGAACAGGAAAAUACAAAGGAAUUUCAGACAUGUCUGAGAACACUUCAGAAGUAGAUGAUUCCACUCCCUCAGCUAAAACAGAACCUGACAAAUCGGAGAGUUCUCCUUCUGUGAUUGCAAGCACAAAAAAAAAUGAGAGUUACACAAGGCCAAAACCUGAGAAAAAGAAAGUUUCAACUGAAAAGCGUUCAAAACACCACAAAAGACCUUCCAAAGUAAAAGAGGAAUGGGGAAUGUUGUCACCAUACCUGGACAAAAGUGAAUUGAAGUGUGCAUUAGCCAAGCCUUCAGUGAUCCAGUAUGACUACAAGAGUAGAAUUACUGCUAAUGGAGUUGUUGAACCACACAUCUCCUUCAAGAUGGACAACAUGUUACCUGACCAACUUACUAAGCAAUUGGAAAACUGGAACAAAAGAUUUUCUGCAUCACACAAACAGGGAAGAUCCUAUUCUGAUAGACAAUUCAACGUUCCACCUGGAGCUAAAGGAAAAGGGCAAAGGCCUCAGAAACUGAAGAAAAAGAAACAUAAUUUUGACAACGAAAAUAAACAUGACUAUUUUGAAACUCGAAAGCAAUUCUUCCACCUUCAUCUGGAAAAUCUAAUAUCUCGAGGCCCUUUUUACCAAGCUGCACUGGAAUCUGCAUUGAUAACUUACAUGGGAAUGACUAAGGGCUCUCUGACAGCAAUUAAAGAACUGACUCGUUACUAUUGUCAUUAAAAAGGUCACUGUUCAAUACUAGAGAGACAUUUGUUUUCAUUUAUCUGGUAGAAUUAAGUUUAAUU
Messenger RNA from Rhincodon typus (whale shark), 1042 nucleotides. RefSeq lists its product as uncharacterized. The record is from RefSeq and is a predicted model, not a curated record. Bases 288 to 977 code for a protein of 229 amino acids. The transcript is spliced from 7 exons. NCBI's taxonomy places the organism in Eukaryota, Metazoa, Chordata, Chondrichthyes, Orectolobiformes, Rhincodontidae.